CCGCGAUGGGAGAGGGCAUGUCUAAGCGGCUGAAGCUGCAGCUGGGCGGCGAGGCGGACAUGGAGGAGCGGGCGUUCGCCAACCCUUACCCGGACUACCAGCCUCACGGGGCCGCCGCCGCCGCCGCGCCGGCCUCCAGCGCCGCGGAUACCCAGCGGGACCCCGCGCCCUGCCCCAAGGAGGAAGAGUCCCUCCCCUUCGAUGCGGACGGGCAGAUAAGUUAUCAGUUUACAAGACAGAUCCAGACAAAAAUCAAGGACCUGCUGCAGCAAAUGGAAGAGGGCUUGAAAACAGCAGACCCGCAUGACUGUUCUACGUACACGGGCUGGACUGGUAUAGCCCUUUUAUAUCUGCAACUCUACCGUGUCACAACAGACCAGACUUACUUGCAACGGUCUCUUGAUUAUGUGAAGAGAAUACUUCGUAAUCUGAAUGGAAGAAGGGUUACUUUUCUCUGUGGUGAUGCUGGACCCUUGGCAGUGGGUGCUGCGGUUUACCACAAACUGAAGAAUGACAGUGAAUCUAAAGAGUGUGUCACAAAGCUGUUGCAGCUCCAGAGAACAGUUGUCAGCACAGAUUCUGAACUUCCAGAUGAGCUUCUUUAUGGCCGAGCAGGUUACCUUUAUGCCUUGUUGUACUUGAAUAUGGAAAUCGGUCCCGACACUGUGCCGCAGUCUGUUAUUAAAGAGGUAGUUGAUGUCAUUAUUGAAUCAGGCAAGAACUUCUCAAAGGAGGAACAUAAAACCGACCGCUGUCCUCUUUUGUAUCAGUGGCACAGGAAGCAGUACAUUGGAGCAGCCCAUGGUGUGGCUGGGAUAUACUACAUGCUAAUGCAGCCAGUUGCAAAUGUGGAUCAGGAUACCCUGACGGAGCUGGUGAAACCAAGCAUUGACUAUGUGCGUCAUAAAAAAUUCAGAUCUGGGAAUUACCCAUCGUCGUUAAGCAAUGAAACAGACAGGCUUGUCCACUGGUGCCACGGUGCCCCAGGAGUCAUCCACAUGCUUAUGCAAGCUUAUAAGACCUUUAAAGAGGAUAAAUACUUGAAGGAUGCCAUGGAAUGUAGUGAUGUCAUCUGGCAGAGGGGUUUGCUGAGGAAAGGCUAUGGAAUAUGUCAUGGGACUGCUGGAAAUGGCUACUCCUUCUUAUCUCUCUAUAACCUAACUCGGGACAAAAAGUACUUCUACCGAGCUUGCAAGUUUGCAGAGUGGUGUUUAGAGUAUGGUGCUCAUGGAUGUCGUAUUCCCGACCGACCUUACUCCCUCUUUGAAGGCAUGGCAGGAGCUAUUCACUUCCUUUCGGAUGUAUUGGUACCAGAGACUUCCUGGUUUCCAGCAUUUGAACUUGGACCUCAAAAGAGAGAAAACAAAGUGGAACAGGACAGCUAAGAGAUCCAUUUGAAUGGAAACUAGAUACCAAAAGUGAUGAGACUGUCUAGUGCCUCUGAUACUGACCCAACUUUUAAUCCUAAACAAGGGAAGUCCCUUCUCUCACCGUCUUCUCCAAAGGACCACAAGUCAUUAGAGCAUGAAUGAAAGAAGAAGCCACAUCCACGUUUCGUUGAAGUGUUGCCUUCAGUGGUGGAGAAAGAAACAUUAAGUUCUGAAUUCUUUUUUUGCAAUUGUUCUCUUCAGGUCUUUCAAGUGUUUGCAUGUUUCUUGGUAUUGUCUGUAGACAUGAGUCUUUUGCGGUAGGCUAAACGCUCUCCAUUUGUGUGAAUCCUAGUCCUGUCCCUUUGUGCAUGAAUAGCAGCACCUUUUUCUGCAGUGUGACUACUGAUACAAUUCUGUUUGAUGUGACCAAUGAGAGAAUCUGGAUAGUAUAGUGCCCAAAUUUAAUACCUGCUUGUCUAAAGCGAGUUGGUAAUUUUGAAACAAAACAAAGCGUGUUUGUAUUACUGCUUUGUUUUCUCAUCCUCUACAGAGAUGUUUAAUGAGACAGGCCUAAACUUGAGUAAGUAGUAAUUCUCACACAGCAUUCAUUUCCUGAACUCAUUACUGUCCCCCAAAAUAGAGGCAUCCAAAAUCAUUAAUGGAAAUUGUAAGCUUUCCUGCUUUUAGAGCACCACUUCUCUAUACAGUAGCAGCAGGAACAUAUUAUUUCUUGUUCUCUGUUGAUAAGUGCUUUAGGGACUGCAUGCUGUUAUCUGUUCCAGCAAACAGUAGAACAGUGAGAGCAUUUCUAUGUCUCUUAUUCACGUCCUUUGGUUUAUAAUAAGCACAUCCUGUGAAGAUGUGUGAUCUACAAUAUGCAAGUAAAUGUAGGGAGAGGCCGUGGAAGCCUCUUGCUGGUAACUCAGAAAUUAGCACCACUUCUGAAAUCGGAAAAUUAGUUUUUCUCCUUUCACCUUCUCUUUUUAAAUUUGAAGAGUCUAGUAUGACAGGGGCAAUAGUUAGCCUUGUGGGAGGCACAGAAGUAUUAAUAAGCAAAACAACCUAUCAGUGUUGACCUGCAGUUGAAAUUUGUCUUAAAAACCUCAGUCCCUGCAGUUGAGGCUUGAAUUUUCAUUUUAAUACUUUUCAUUUUAAUACUUUCAUUUUCAUCGUGUGGUGCAUUAUCAACUCACCCUAACAGUACGGUGCAGCUGUGUUACACCUUUGUGUACUCAUGAGUUUCUAGGCCUCUAGUUCACAAAGAGAAUUGAGCUCCUUUAAAAUAGGUGCCAACAGCAAAUGGUACAUAUAGCUUUAUGCUCUCUUCUUCUGUUCUGCCCUUCCAGGUGUCUCAUUUUAAUUGACAUCUACUAUGGACAUAGUCUGACUAAUAUCGGAGACCCAAUUAACCUUUCAUUCAUGUGCUGACAUAAUUAUGAACUCUGCCUUCAUAUUGUUGAGUCACAGGCCGGUCAUUAUAAUCAGUCUCAGAACAGUAAUACAUGACUUACUUUCCUUCUCAGGCAUUACUUGCAAGUUAUUAAGUUAAGACCCUGUCUUAGUUUCAUGUCCCAGUGGAAGCAGUACAAGUGGAAAAGCAAUCUAAUACAGUACAGCUCACAUCUUCACAUCUAGUGUUGGUCAAGGUGGGUCUGUAGGACAUAAACAGCAUGAGAGAAUUUGCAAACCCAGUAAAAGACGGGCAUCCAAGGCUGGCUGCCAUUCAGGAAAGGGGAGGGAUGGAAAUACAGACAUAGGUAACAGGUUACUUAGUAGAGAAGGAAAGAAUGGAAAGGUGGUGGUAAAAAGAACAUGAACACUCAAGAAAGGGGCCAUGAAGAAUUAUCUGACCUGAGCAGGGGAGGACUACACUGGGGGAAUUGGACUGACAGACCAAUUUUACUGAGUUAAAAGGAGCAAGAGGACUUACCACCUACCAGCUGCUCUGAGGUAGCUGUUUCAUAUAUCUGCUCCUGUCCUGCAACACACAGGUGAACUAUGGUCCUUUACUCUGUUUCAUUCACAGGUAGAUUGUCCCAGGUCAUCUUCCAGUAGCCACAGUUAUUGUGGACUUGAUGCACAGCAAAUCCAUUCCCAACCCUGUUUAAUUCUAUCUAAUUAGUUAAUUUCUCCAUAACCUGCAUUAAAUGCAUCUAAGAAGGCCAUGCCAACUGGGCUGUAUAUAGUUGGCAUAGUUAGGGUGAGAACAGUUUAUGUUCCCUCUGAUCACUGGUCUUGGCAAGUAUGCUAUUCAGUAAGGAAAUGGACCUGCUGUGAAAACCCAUUGAAAUAACAACCUGGGCUUCAGCCUGCUUCUCUGGUGGUUCACCUUACCGACUACUUUUAUUCCACAACUGUCAUGCAACAAUGGAACAGACAAGUCUAGGUAGGUAAGGCAGGGUUUGUCCCUCACUGCCUUCUUCUCAAACUGCAAGACCGCUAUACAUAUGCAGCAGAAUCUCAUAAGGAGGAAGUGGCAUGGAAUAUAUGUGCUCUUUCUAGAGGCUAGUUUAAAAAAAAUAACAUAUAUGUAUUAAAGCUGUUCUGUAACUAGGCUAAUCACUGGGAAAAAAAUGUUCAGUGGUCAAAACAAGGCCCAAGACAGCUGCCAGCUCUCUGCCUGUAUCUAUGGCUGCACCCUCCCAGACCUUUGCUGCUGAUCAAAGCUGGCGCCAUUUCCCUUGAAAUUCUCUUCGUGGGCACUAGCUACAUUGGAAAUGUACUGUGUAAAGUAAGACAGAUACAGCAGUCUAUUGCUCUCAUCUUCACACAUCUUUUGCGAUGGAUCCUUCUUUUUGUUACUGCAAGCUUUGUGAUGCACGGAAGGCAGUGGGCCAACAGGAGUGGAUGUUGUGUAGGUCUGCCUGUGUAUUUAAACAGCAAAUUCUAGGAUUUUCUUCUUUUUUUGUGUGCGUGUCCAGGAUCCACAGCUAGCUAAUAUUUUAAAAUGUCUUAAGAGUCCUUGGUUUUGCCUUGUCCAUGUGUAAUACUCCAUCUCUUGCAAAAGAACAGCAGUGUUGUUAAAAUCCAAGAAGCUCUUUCUGUAGAACAAGAAUUUGCUAAUGUUUGGUUCUUUGGUUUUAUUAGUAAAAUUCAUUGUGUGUGGCGGUAA
Molecule: messenger RNA, 4482 nt
Organism: Alligator mississippiensis (American alligator)
Lineage: Eukaryota; Metazoa; Chordata; Crocodylia; Alligatoridae
Gene: LANCL2
Product: LanC like glutathione S-transferase 2
Exons: 9
Coding region: 6-1385 (459 amino acids)
Biological process (GO): peptide modification; carbohydrate metabolic process
Cellular component (GO): plasma membrane
Source: RefSeq, a predicted model, not a curated record